UUAGUUUGUCUUGUGGUGCUGUUGUAAGAUUCAAUCUACAAGCGGCAACUGUUGCUAAGCGUCCCAUUACCAGAGUAACCGGCGAUUGUUUACAUUUGUCUUGCGGGUUUGCUUACUUGCAGUUUAAAAGACUACGGCUGAUUUCAUUUGGCUUAACAGCCAACUAGCUUCAGUAUGCUGGUUUGUUGUGUGUCUGGGUCUUGCCGUUGGACUACAAGGUUGAGCGCACAUGGCAGAUGAACAGGCAGAGUAGGUUUUCAUGGAGUCUGGCUUUCCUUGUGUGUGUGGAGUUGCAGUGCUCUGACAUUUCUGACUACAGUGUCACUGCACAGCAGAAAAGAGUCCACCUGUAAUCCAACAUUUUUAGUCAUCACCAGGGAUCUGCACCAGCACAAGACCAUGUCAUCUGAGUUCUGGGUGGAGCCCUACAGGGAAGGCCAGGCAGACGAGCAACAAGGGGAAGAAGCGACGAAGAAGGAAGUGGAGGUUCCCUUUGGGGACAACCAGCCUCUAGGAAUACUGAGGCAAGAGGAGCCAGGCGAAGAGCCUUUGUCACCUUAUCUUAGUGUCAUGCAGGAAGUGACAUCAGAAGGUGGACUGGUGCAGGUCCAGAGGGAGAAGACACAGAAAAAGAGAGAGAGGUUUCCCCACAUGACUGUCAAGCAGGAAAGCCGGGAUAGAGGGUCAGCAGGUGCAGGCCUGGUGGAGCGAUUCUUCCGAAAGUCUGUCCCUAGGGCCUUGUCGACCUGCUCCUAUCCAGACAGGAACAGGCAGGUAGAGGAGCCCCGGGGGCCAGGGCCUUUCUACUUCGUUGGAGGAGCCAAUGGGGCUGAAUUAGUGAGCGGUUACUUUGACAGCCGAGGAUGGAAGAGGAUUUACAAUAAGCAGAGGGAGGAUUUCAAACUCAAGUGGUGUGAGACCAAGUCACCAGCAAACUACUGGAACUUCAGAGCAGGUGAACAGUUGGUGUACCAGAUUCCCAACAACAAGGUGCUCACCACUAAGAUCGGCCUUCUCAGCAGUCUGCGGGAAUAUGAACGAGUCAGCAGCAAAGUCCACCACGGUCGAGGAUUGAGGAGGCUGAAAAUGGAAGAGUUUAUUCCCACUACCUUCCGCAUGGAUGUGAGGGAAGAGAGGGAGGCUUUCUUUGCCCAGCAAGAGGGUGUGAGCAACAAAGACAGUCACAUGUGGAUCUGCAAGCCCACGGGCCUGAACCAGGGCAGAGGGAUCUUUCUGCUGAAGAACCAGGAGGACGUAGCUGCCUUCAGACUGAAGCUGCAGCACACAGAGGACCGCCAGGCCAACAGAAAGAUGCACGGCCGCCAGCCUCAGGCUCGCAUUGUCCAACAUUACAUCCAGAGGCCGCUGCUCCUGAGAGGGAAAAAGUUUGAUGUGCGCUCUUACCUUCUGAUUGCUUGCACCUCACCUUACAUGGUCUUCUUUCGCCACGGUUAUGUGCGACUGACCUGCGACCUUUAUGACCCCAGCUCCAACAACCUCUCUGCCCACCUGACCAAUCAGUUUAUGCAGAAGAAGAACCCCCUGUACAGCCAGCUAAAGGAGGACACUGUGUGGUCCAUGGAGAGCUUCAACACUUACGUCAACGACAGAUUUCAGGUUGCCAAGGGUCUGCCCAGGGACUGGGUGCUGGGCACCUUUGCAAAGUACAUGCAGCAGAUCCUUACACAUUGUUUCUUAGCUGUCAAAUCCAAGUUUGACAGCCGACUGGGCUUCUUCGACUUGAUUGGCUGCGACUUCAUGGUUGACGAGGACUUCAAGGUGUGGCUGUUGGAGAUGAACUGUAAUCCAGCGCUUCAUACCAACUGUGAAGUGCUGAAGGAGGUGAUACCCAAGACUGUUGUGGAAGCACUGGAUUUAUCUCUGGAGAUCUUCAACAAGUGUCGUCUCAAGCAGAAGACGCUUCCUUUGGCCAGUCAGAGGGACUUUGUGCUGCUUUACAAUGGAGUUUUCCCUCCUGAUUCAGUGCUGGCCUGCAGCAAGAGCAACACAAAUGGUGAAUUGAACCAAAAACGCACCAAACAGACUGAACCCAGAAGAUGUAAGUCAGGGACAGAGGGCCAAAUUGUGCACACAUUAACCCCUGAUGAUGUUGAUGUGUCAGCAAGUGUUGAAGGAAGGGGUAGUUCAAAGUCUCGUCAGUGUCCCACCACCUCCACCGACGCCUCAACGCUCCAUCAAAGCUCUCCCUCAUUGCAGGGACCGUCAUAUUUACACAGCAGCAAGCGGACUGUAAGGAAUAAGAACCCCAGGUCUCGGGUCGAACUCCAGCUGGGCAAAUGUACUUUUCAUCAUCAUUUGAAAGGUGUGGAUGAUGUAAAGCACUCUAAGGCUCAGCAGAAGAUGAGUAUCAUCAUGCCGCUAUCGUCACCAGGGAUCUCCGUCGGUGGAUCUCCAGAGACAAAGACACCAUUCCCUCCUCAUGCUGAACUUCCUGUGUGUGGGAACAAAUGUGAAGAAGUGCUCAGAAAGGACACAAACAGCUACGUUUCUAACAUGAAAGAGGAACUGUGAUGCACUAUAUGUAAACAGCUGGGAUCCAAAGAGCUUUUGACAUCUGGUGCUGUUUGACUCUGCAAGAAAUAAAAGCUUAUUGUGACAAUAAAGAAUCUGUUCGUCAUUUGAA
Etheostoma spectabile (orangethroat darter) is the source of this 2644-nucleotide messenger RNA. It is a transcript of the gene ttll10, whose product is annotated as tubulin tyrosine ligase-like family, member 10. Gene Ontology annotation, biological process: protein polyglycylation. The transcript has 12 exons. Bases 400 to 2532 code for a protein of 710 amino acids. The record is from RefSeq and is a predicted model, not a curated record. Lineage: Eukaryota; Metazoa; Chordata; Actinopteri; Perciformes; Percidae. Gene Ontology annotation, molecular function: protein-glycine ligase activity, elongating.